UUAAUUGUACCAGUUCCCGAGUGAGUGAUUUUGGAAUAGGAACACGUUGGUUGUUUCUUCUCCACAGGAGAAUGGAGUCUGCCUUAGCGACAUCGAGUUUCAUGGGUACCCAAGUGAUGAUUCCCGCCACUCUGUUUUGCAGACGAGCUCGAGGAGCGUCUCUCACCGUCACGGCAAGUAGCACUACUAAGAUUUACACGAGACUCGACUCUUGUCUCGUGAUUCCUCCUCCCCCCAUUUUCAAGAAACCGCGUGCCAUCAUCAAGUUCUUGGGAGGCGCCUUCGUCGGAGCUGUCCCUGAACUCACCUACAGUUACCUAAAGGAGCUACUGGCUAAAGAAGGGUAUUUGAUUGUAUCUGUGCCGUACAACGUCACUUUUGAUCACGAACGAGCUGCCAAGCAGGUUUACCAGAGGUUCAACUCCUGCUUGGACACCAUUGUCUUAUCUGGAGUUCCAAAUGCCGAUUUUAACCCUCGAGAUCUAGCCAACCUUCCUGUUUUCUCUGUUGGUCACAGUAAUGGUGCGCUGCUCCAAGUUUUGACCGGAAGUUAUUUUUCGGACAAGAUACCAAAGGUUAAUGCCAUCAUUUCAUUCAACAACAAAUCAGCCACAGAGGCAGUUCCAUAUUUUGAGCAGCUUGGUCCUCUCAUCCAGCAGAUGAUGCCAGUCGUGGAAGCUUCUCCGUUAUAUGAAAUAGCUCGAAAUGCUUCAGGUGAUGUGUUGAAAGUACUACUGGAUGCCGCUGGGACAACGAUUCUGAACAAUGAUCAAGAAGCUCUUAAGUCGUUUACUAAUUUGGUGGAUCAGUUGCCCUCAGUAUUUGGUGAGGUUGGACAAGGGGUGUCGGAAUUCAGACCAUCACCACUUGAGAAUCGUACUUGCUUCAAAUGCUCCUACAGCGUUCCACACACUUUACUGGUACAAUUCAACUCUGAUGCAAUCGACGAGACUGAUUUACUGGAAGAAACCCUAAGGCCUCGGAUAGAAUCUUUUGGUGGUUCACUUGAAAAGGUUCGGCUGGACGGAAACCAUCUCACACCUUGCGUACAGGACCCGAAGUGGCAAAUUGGGUUUGUCUACACGCCAGCAGACGCUGUGGCUCAGGCGCUGAAGACAAUACCUCUGAGGGACACCCGUGUUCUUUCAAGGACAAUCGUCGAUUGGUUUACAAGGUUUGAGAAUUGAGCCAGGUUCGUGGUGUAUUGUUAAAGAAAUGGUCAAAUAUGUAUGUAUAUACAUGGUUCAUGGUAUUUGAAAUAAAAUAUUUAUGUGUAUA
Raphanus sativus (radish) is the source of this 1278-nucleotide messenger RNA. RefSeq lists its product as uncharacterized. The record is from RefSeq and is a predicted model, not a curated record. NCBI's taxonomy places the organism in Eukaryota, Viridiplantae, Streptophyta, Magnoliopsida, Brassicales, Brassicaceae. The transcript is spliced from 9 exons. Bases 72 to 1187 code for a protein of 371 amino acids.